Messenger RNA from Aureobasidium namibiae CBS 147.97, 768 nucleotides. RefSeq lists its product as uncharacterized. The record is from RefSeq and is a predicted model, not a curated record. NCBI's taxonomy places the organism in Eukaryota, Fungi, Ascomycota, Dothideomycetes, Dothideales, Saccotheciaceae. The coding region runs from base 1 to 768 and encodes 255 amino acids. The transcript has 2 exons.
AUGCCUCUCCUGAACUUCCACCUUCUCCGCCUCAACGACGACAUCCAACCCCAGACCUUCCUCACUCACCUCCAGAAGGCCGACCCAUCUAUCAAGGUAAUAGUGGCAUCAAAACCACGCCACUUUGUUGUCAAAGCCACUACUCAAGAUGCGGAUAUCCUGAACAAGCCCUGGGACCUGAUGCUUCUUCUUCAAGGUUCUAAGGACUCACUCCCACAAUCUGUUCUCCAACACAUCUCCUCAAAAUACAGUCUUCCCGUCGGCAUACCCGGAAAGCUACUAUCAGCUUACCCAGAGAAGAAUGCAAGACUCAUCAAGGAAGCUCCCUCAGCUGGUCUGACAGGCUCCCUCGACAACCCCAAAAUGCCAGACUCGAGCCAGAAUUUGGAACUGUCGCCUGACAUGUUGGAAUUCAUGGAGCAACUUCUCAAGGAACAUGAUGGUCCUGUUACAAUGUUGAAUCUGUUAAAGUUCAAACCCGAUGGUAAACAGAGCUACUACCAGUAUGGACAGAAUUUUAUCGAAGUGGCAGGGAAACGCGGUGGAGAUGCAAAGAUUGUGGGUAAUGUCAUUGCUGCUGAUGGCGAGAAGGGUGGUUGGAAUGAGGUGGCCAUAGUACACUACGCUAGCAUUCGUCACUUCGCUGACAUGCUUGCUGGCGACGACUAUCAGGCUAUUAAUGAGAAAUAUAGGCUUCCGGCUUUGGAGGAUACGAUAUUGAUUUGUACUACUGAGUUUAGUCUGAUGGGUACAAAAGCCAAGCUCUAA